This is a messenger RNA of Chironomus riparius, 6534 nucleotides long. NCBI's taxonomy places the organism in Eukaryota, Metazoa, Arthropoda, Insecta, Diptera, Chironomidae. The record is from the annotation of a GenBank genome assembly.
AUGAAAAAACUAAAACUUGUGCAAAUUCUGAGUUUUUUAUUAAUUAUAUCAAAAAAAGUAUCAAAUGCUGAAGAACCACUCAUAACUUGUGAGCCAGCUAGCGAUUACUACACGUGUACUUUUUUUCAUUUUGACACAACAGCACCUGACUAUCGAUUUCCAUCUGUAAUAACUCACACUGAAGACCACACAAACAGUGAUGUCCGAAAAAUUCACGCUUCUGAAAAUCAAACAAUUUCAGAAUUUCCAAUCGAAAUCUUCCAGACCUUCCCAAAUGUCGUACAUAUCGAGAUGUGUAAUGUAAAGUUGACCGACUUUAGUGCAAAUUUUACAAUUUGUGAACAAUUGGAGUCACUUGAUGUGCAGAAGAACAAUUUGAACAAAAUAUCAAGUGGAAUUUUUAAAAACUGCAAAAAUCUUAAAACAUUAAAAUUUGGAUUCAAUAAAAUAUCAGUCAUUAGUGAGGAUGCAUUCUAUGGACUUCCAAAAGUGACGAUUCUUGAAUUUGACAAUAAUUUCCUUGUGAAUAUUCCCGAGAAGUUGUUCGUAGAGUCAAUAAAUCUUGAAUUUUUAAGGUUAAAUGUGAAUUUAUUAGAGAUAAUCCCAAACAAUUUAUUCGCAAAUAAUCCACAUCUUCACUUCUUUCCCAUGGAAAAUAAUCCAACUUUAAAUGGAAUUUUACCGAAAAAUUUUAUGGCAAAUAAAACAAAUCUUCAAUUUCUGUACAUUGAAAAUAUUGGACUAGUUGAUUUUCCGGAUGGGAUGUUCACUAAUACUUCAGGUUUGGGAAACCUUUUUGUCAGCAAUAAUAAAAUCUUGAGGAUUAAAAAUGGCAUAUUUGAUGAUCUUCAGGCAUUACAAAAACUGGAAUUCCACAAAAAUUUAAUUGAAAAUAUCGAAAAUGACGCAUUUUUUGGUUUGCCAAAUUUAAAAUUUUUAAAACUAAAUGAGAAUAAGCUGAAGUUCAUAAAUAUCAAAGUAUUCAAGCAUGUCUCAAAGCUAGAGUAUCUAAAUAUCGAGAACAAUCCAAUAAUCGCAAUUUCAUAUGACAUUUUUGAUGUCUUAACAGCAUGCAGUGAAUUUUUUAUCACAAUUGAUUCCGUAAAUGUUCACAAAGAUGAAGCUGCUGCUUUCUAUUCCAACAUCUUGCAAUGUACCUACUACAUUCAUGAAACCAAUGGAUAUACUUGUGAUUUGAUCGAUGGUGAAAGAACUGCGGAGCAUCGGAUAGUCAUUGACAAUGUGGAUCAAGAAAAUGACGUGGUUUACUUGACAACAAGUAAACUUGAAUUGUCAGAAAUUUUUGUGGAAUUUUUCGAGACUUUUAAAACUGUCCGUUUUAUGAACUUUUCAAAUAAUAAUCUUGGAGAUGAGAGUUUGAAGAGUUUAGCCAAUUGUGGAAUGACCUGCAAUAAUGUUGCUUUUCUGCAUUUGAGUUAUAAUAAUUUUACUUUAAUACCUUCUGAAAUUGCUGAAUUUUCAAACUUGGCGGAACUUUACAUGACUCACAACAACAUUAAGUCAGGAAAUCAGGAAGUUCUAGCAUCAUUGGAUGCUUCAGUGCUUAAUAUUCUUGAUUUAUCAUUCAAUCAGAUUGAAUCUUUCUCAAGCUACAAUUUUAAAGCUAUUUCUCUGUCCAACAACCCCCUGCAAGUCAUCAACCCUCUCAGCAGUGUAGAAUUUUUAAAUUUAAACAAUUUUAUAGGACAUAAGCCGACAAUAAUCCUUAAAAAUGCAUUUAAAAAUUCUAAGAAUUUAAAAAUUCUCUUUUUGUCAAACAGAAAUAUUGAAAAUAUUAAUUUAAUUGAGUUUAAUGAUGCUUUGAGGCACUUGGAUGUGAGCCAAAACCAAAUAAAGGUUUUAAAUUUCAAGGAAGUUAUUGGGUUGGACAAUUUUACUCAUUUGAAUGUUUCGGACAAUUUUUUGAGAAAUGUUGAGCCUGAAACUUUAGUAAAGUUGACAAAUCUCCAAGUUUUGGACUUAAGGUCUAAUUUAAUUGAGUUUGUAGCUGAAUUUUCAUUCAAAAAUAUGACAAAUUUGACUGAGCUUUUGCUGGACUUCAAUUUGAUUAAAAUUUUGCUUAAAAACUCAUUUUUCGGGUUGGAAAAUUUAAAAUUUUUGUCAAUUUCAAACAACAACUUGAAAGUUCUGGAUGAUCUAAUUUUUGUGCCACUUUUAAGUUUAGAAUUUUUAAAUUUAUCGAUCAACUCUUUAACUUCUUUUAGUGUAACAAAGUUUGGGAGCGUCACAAACCUUAAAAUCUUUGACAUUUCAAAAAAUAAUAUUGAAAUUAUGUCCACAAAUUUUACUGACUUCUUUCCACCAUCCACAGCUAUCAACAUGGACUUUAAUGAUUGCUCAAAUUCUGAAAAUUGUUUAGAAAAACCUAAAAUUUCUUGCAUUUUUCAAUAUCGUUCUAACUCAAUUUAUGAGUGUGUUAUUAAACAGGCAUUGGUAUUGGAUCCUUGGGUUGACUAUUUCAUAGAUGGAAUUCAUAUUGGAAAUGAUGACUCAACUGACAUCACAUCUAUAAUAGCCAAAUCUGACUCGCAUUUUUCAUUUUUACCAGCUGUGAUUUUUUAUGAAUUUCCUAAUCUUCAAAUUUUGAAUUUUGUUCGUGUAAAAAUAUCAUUUUUGGAAGAAUUUUUCAAUUGCCAUGAUUUUAGGGUAUUGAACUUUGAGGGGAACUUGAUAUCGAGCGUCUUUAGAGAACUCUUUGAAAAUUGUCAUAAAAUCGAAGUUUUAAAUUUUGAGAAUAAUUUGAUUUUAAAGCUUUCUGGCGAUUCUUUUAGUAAAUUGUCAAAUUUGAAUAAUUUAAGCUUAGCUGAAAAUGACAUUCAACUUUUAUACUCAAAUAUUUUUGAUGAAAAUAAAAAUUUGGAAGUUUUGAGGUUAAAUUCAAAUAAAAUUUCUAAUAUCGAAAACAAAAUGUUUUGGAUGUUAAAAAAUUUAAAAAUCCUGACAAUUCACACGAACUUAAUUUUUGAAUUACCGGAAAAUUUGAUGUCAAAAUUGGGUAACAUUGAGGAAUUUGAGAUGCAAAACUUGCAAUUGAAUUCAACAAUUUCUAUUAAAAUCUUUGAAAAUAACAAAAACUUGAAAAAACUCGUCAUGAUGAAAAAUAAAUUCACAAUAAUUAAGGAAAAUUUAUUUAAAAAUUUAGAACAUUUGGAAAUUUUGGACCUUCGGAAUUGCGAAAUUCAAAAAAUACAUGAAAAUGCUUUUCAAAAUUUGAAAAAUUUAAAAAUUUUAUAUUUACAAAAUAAUUUAAUUGAAGUUUUUGAUGGAAAAUUGACAGAAAAUCUUGAAAAUUUGUUGAAUUUGUAUUUAAUUGACAACAAAAUUUCAAAACUUGAUGAAAAUUUGCUUAAAAAUUCUAGAAAUCUAAUUGAAUUCCACGCAAAUGAGAAUUUAAUAGCAGAAAUUCCUGAAAAAAUGUUUCAAAAUUGCUCAAAAUUAGAAGUUUUAAAUUUUGAACAAAAUCAAAUCUCGAUUUUCAAAUCCUUUAAUAACCUAAAAAAUGUUAAAAUUAUCAAUUUCAAUUUUAACAAAAUUUCAAUAAUUGAUCAAAAAAUCUUCAAAAAUUUAACAAACCUUGAAAAUCUUCAAUUUCAUGACAAUAAUUUUCGAAAUUUACCCCCAAAUUCAUUUGAAAAUCUUGAAAAUUUAGUGAAAAUUGAUUUUUCGAGAAACAAAAUAACCUCAAUCAAGGCUGAAACUUUCCAAACUUCAAAUAACUUUUUCUUUGAAAAUCUAGAAGAAAUUUUGUUUUCAAAAAACGAAAUUACAUCAAUUGAGACCCAAAGUUUCAUUUUAAUUCCAAACCUUAAGAUUCUAGAGCUUCAAUACAAUCAAAUCAAGACAUUGUCUUCAUCCAUGUUCCUCGAUUACUCCCAAAAUUCCCAAUUUAAUAGAUUUAUCAACAAAAUUGACGUAAGUUACAAUUUAAUUAACAAAAUUUCAUCAGAUUUCUUUGAAAAAGUCUUUCCAUUGAACUUCCUUGCAACUGGGAAUGUGUGCAUUAACAGUGACUUUAAGGAAUUUAAUCUGAAUAUUUCUAAAGACUUUGAGAAGUGUAAAGCUAUCAUUUUGGAUUGUAAAGUUGUUACCGUUAAACCUGAGUUAGAAUUAAACCUUUCUUUUAAUAGCAGUGCUUCUAAAAACCUUACGGAUGCAAAGUGUAUCAUCGAGUACCUUAAAAUCACUCCAAACCAGCAACAAUUUGAUUUUGAAAUUAAAAUUGAUGAAUUUCAGAAGCAAAAUAUUAAAAUUGUUGAAUUUGCCUAUACAAAUAUUUCAUUCAUCCCGCCAAUAUUGUUUCAAGAUUUUCAUAACCUCAAAAUUUUAAAUGCCAAAAAUGUUUAUUUAAAAAAUUUGAAUAAAAUUGAAAAUUGUGAGAAUUUAAAUUUUUUAAAUUUAGAUGAGAAUUCGGGGAUUGACUUAGGAGAUCGGAGUUUAGAGAAUUGUACAAAUUUAAAAGGUUUGUCCAUCAGUAACGUUAAUUUAAAUUCAGUUGGAAUUACUGCAUUUUAUGGACUUAACAAUCUUAAAGAAUUGAUUUUGGAAAAUUCUAAAAUCUUAAAAUUGAAUUUUUAUCUUCCAAAUUCUUUGGAGAUUUUGAGGUUAUCUCGGAAUGUAUUGACUAUUGAUUCUGAUAGCUUUAAGAAUCUUAUUAAUUUAAAAGAGAUCUACAUUAAUCAGGAAGACUUUUAUGGAUUCCAAAUUGAAGAUAAUUUUGACAAAAACUCAGUUUUUUUUCUAGAAAAUUUAGAAAUUCUUGAUAUUUCAAAUCGAGGCAUAACAGCUCAGAAUUUUCCAAUUUUUCAAGAUUCCAAAAAUAACCUCAAAAUUCUAAAAUCAAAUAAAAAUCAUUUCCAAGACAUCAAUGAUCAAAUUUUCAAAAAUUUAACAAAUUUGCUAGAAAUUCAUAUGGAAAAUUGCAAUAUUUUGACAUUACCAGACUUUUUAUUCCAAAAGACACCAAAUAUUGAGGUUAUAAACUUUCAAAACUUAAUCAUCGGCGCUGGUAACCUUAAUAAAAUCAGUAUUUUACCUUCAAAAUUGUUUUCAGGCUUAUCAAAUUUAAAAAUCCUUCAAUUAGACCUGAACUUGAUAACAAAAAUAUCUGAAAAUAGUUUUAAAAAUCUUGAAAAUUUAAAAAUUUUGUCACUUGUUUCCAAUAAAAUUACAGAAAUUGAGAAAAAUUCUUUCAUAGGACUUAAAAGUCUAAAAACAUUAGACAUAAGUGAGAAUUUGAUGUCCACGGAUCUUCAUUCUGAUGUCUUUGUAGGUUUGAUUAAUUUAGAGCAACUUAACCUCAAAAGUUGCAAUAUAAAAGUCCUUCCAAGCAGCAUUGUUGAUUUAAACAGUCUGCAGAUUUUGGAUGUGAGCAGAAACUUUCUGACAAGUCUGUUAUUUGCACCAGAUUACCCUAAAUUGACCAAAAUUGACUUUAGCAACAACCAAGUUGCGAAUAUAAGUCCAAGAUUUUUCGAUGCAAUCUCAAAUGCCUCAGUCUUUAGUUCCUCAAAUCCAUGCAUUCUAAAUCCACUUCCUCAAGUCAACCUUAAAGUUCACUUUACUCAAUGCUUUCAAAAUUUUGAGAAUUUAAACUUUUGUGAAAUUCAAGAACAUGAAAAAUUUGGAUUAAGUUGUAAAAUUUCAAAUUCAACCUUUUCUGGUUUAGUCUCAAAAAGUGAGGUUAUGAACAUUUACAAUAAAAAUAAGCCAUUGAAUCUUGAAGUUUACGUGAUUUUCGAAGUUUAUAGGAAUUUAUCGACUUUGAACUUAUGGAAAUCCUCAAUAUCCAACUUUAAUGGAAUCAAGACUUGCAAAAACCUUAAAACUUUCGACUUAAGGCUGAAUUUGGUUGAAAAUUUAUAUGAAAAAUUGCUUAAAAAUUGUGAAAAUUUAGAAAAUUUAAUUUUGAUUAAAAAUCGGAUUUUGUUUGUGGAUAAAAAUGCAUUUAUUGGUUUGAAUAUUUUGAAGUUUUUGGAUUUAAGUUGUAAUUUUAUUGAAAAUUUAGAAAAUGAAACAUUUUUUGAGAAUAUUGGUAUUGAAAAACUAGUUUUGAGUCAUAAUAAAAUUUUCAACAUUAAUUCAGGUUUAUUUGAAUCUUUGACGGUCCUUAAAGUCCUGAAACUUGACAACAAUUUGCUUUUAGAACUUUCUGACUCGAAAAUUUUAGAAAAUCAGUCAAAACUCAUCGACCUUCAUUUAAAUUCCAAUAAGUUGACAAAAAUAAAUCCCAAAAUAUUCCAAAAUUUGAUCAAUUUAAAAUAUUUGAAUAUUGAAACAAACAAUUUAACAAAGAUCGACUUGACAAUGAUAAAUUCAAAAUUGUUGGCUUAUUUAGACAUUUCAUUUAACAACUUGUCAACAAUUUUGAUAGAUUUGACUAAAUUUCCGAACCUUAGAAAUUUUAUAGUUGAGAAUAAUUUUUGUGUUGAUGAAAAUUUUGAAAUAAUUAACUCCAAAGUUGAAAAUGCUUUAAAAAAUUGUCAAUUUAAUAUUGUAUCAAAAGAUGAAUUUUAA